This is a messenger RNA of Populus trichocarpa (black cottonwood), 858 nucleotides long. RefSeq lists its product as uncharacterized. The transcript has 3 exons. The record is from RefSeq and is a predicted model, not a curated record. Bases 98 to 499 code for a protein of 133 amino acids. Lineage: Eukaryota; Viridiplantae; Streptophyta; Magnoliopsida; Malpighiales; Salicaceae.
AAUCCACCUCUUGCUGGAAGAAGGAAAAACCAGCUUACAUGAUACAGACCCAAAACAAAAUAAAAAAAAUAAGGUCAUCAUCUUACUUGCGCCUAAGAUGAGGAGCAACAUGGGUACAAAACAAGUUGCGCAGAGGUCCUCUCUCGGAGCUCUUCAAAGGAGGAGUCUGAAACGGAAAAAAAGUGACCAAAAAUUAAGUAGGAGCAUCAAAAAGAUAAGGGCUGACAUGGUUGAGAUUAGCGAGGGUCAAAAACGCAUAAGGGAGGGUCAAAUGGAAGUAAGGGAAAAAUUCCAGGAAAUAAGUAAAGAGGCUGCCAAACUUAAAGAGGAAACUAGUCAAAUCUCCAAGCAGAGUGCUGCAAAUCAACUCAGGCUUGAUCUCAUGUUUCAGAUCGUAAAGGCAAGAGCAGAGAAUGAUUUUGCGAAGGAUGAUUUACUCACCCAAACCUUACGGGAUCUAAUGGCAAAGCAGAACAUCAGCAAAACCCAGGGUCUCUAGGAAGAACAAUGCUCAACAAUCCAUCUUAAUGAUGCGUGUACUCUGUAGUUUUUUUUUUUUUAGCGUGGCAGUUUGGGUGCACUAUGACCUUGCAAGCCUAGUUUGUAAGCCCAAUAAACAGGUAAGAUAUCGCAGGGUGACAAGCGUACACAGAGAAUCGAACUUGGAACGGCAAAAGGAGACAACUACACAACGCUGGAGCACGAACCUCAAGCGUACUCUGUAGUAUAUUCAUGUAACGUACCGUAGUUUUAAUAUAUUUGUAAUGGAUGAUGACUGCAAGUUUUUUCUAAGGGUACUUGAGCACAAGACGAUGGGUCUUUUCUUAUGUAAUUUAUAUAUUAAUGGUGUUUUUGAUA